AUGCAUCUCUCGUCGUUAUUGGCUGCUUCGCUCCUUGCGAUAAACGCUGGUGCUGUGCCAGUCCUCGACCCCAUUCAGAUGAUGAAACGAGCUGGUCCUGCAGCUGGCCAAGUCAUCACGAAAUGCUCCUCGCCGGGAAUGCUCGCUCUGGCAUACGAUGAUGGCCCCUAUCAGUACACUCAAAAGCUCGCUGACACCUUGUCAGCCGGGGGAGCGAAGGGCACCUUCUUCGUGACGGGAACGCUCUAUGGUUGUAUUUACGGGCAGAAGACAGCGCUCCAGAAUGCGUACAAGGCGGGGCACCAAAUCGCCUCGCACACCUGGACGCACCCCCAAAAUUUUGGAUCCAUGUCGGCUGCAGAUCUCACAUCACAGAUGACCAAGCUCGAGACUGCUCUUGUGAACAUUAUUGGUGUUAAACCCACCUACAUGCGCCCUCCUUAUCUCGCUACGGGCGGGAGUGUGUUGUCGACAAUGAAGACCCUGGGCUACAGGGUCAUCACAGACGACAUCGACGCGGGUGACUGGGACAAGAAAACCCCUCAGCAGAGCGAAGCACUCUUCACUGCAGCAGGAGCGAGUGGCAACGGCCACAUCCCCCUCAUGCACGAGACGUAUUCCACCACUGUUGAUACGCUUACCCCUUGGCUUAUCAACUGGGCAAAGACCAAUAACUUGAAGUUGGUGACUGUCGCUGAAUGCCUUGGUGAUCCCACCGGUGCGUAUGUCAACGGAACAGGAAGCAGCCAGACCAGCUGUUGA
Molecule: messenger RNA, 762 nt
Organism: Lindgomyces ingoldianus
Lineage: Eukaryota; Fungi; Ascomycota; Dothideomycetes; Pleosporales; Lindgomycetaceae
Product: chitin deacetylase-like protein
Exons: 3
Coding region: 1-762 (253 amino acids)
Biological process (GO): carbohydrate metabolic process
Molecular function (GO): hydrolase activity, acting on carbon-nitrogen (but not peptide) bonds
Source: RefSeq, a predicted model, not a curated record